Caenorhabditis elegans is the source of this 1618-nucleotide messenger RNA. RefSeq names its product Putative serine protease K12H4.7 (gene K12H4.7). The record is from RefSeq and is marked reviewed. The transcript is spliced from 8 exons. Gene Ontology annotation, biological process: proteolysis. Bases 42 to 1574 code for a protein of 510 amino acids. Lineage: Eukaryota; Metazoa; Nematoda; Chromadorea; Rhabditida; Rhabditidae. Gene Ontology annotation, molecular function: serine-type exopeptidase activity.
GCUUUAUUUCACUUUUUCUUUUUAUUCUAGAAAGUGGAAACAUGAAGACUCUUUUGGCAGUGCUACUGGCAGCAUGUGUGCUGACCCAGGUAUUGUCUGCUCCAAGCAAUGAGCAGCGUGUUCGUCGUAACAUGAUCCGUGGACGUCCACGUGGAGGAAUGAAGAAGACUCCACCAAUGUCUUCCGUUUCUCAUAUGAUCAACUUUGACAAUGUAGUCUCAUCUACUUUCACUCAAACUCUUGAUCAUUUUGAUUCUUCCGUCGGAAAGACUUUCCAGCAGAGAUAUUAUCAUAACAACCAAUGGUACAAGGCUGGAGGACCAGCUUUCUUGAUGCUUGGAGGAGAAGGACCAGAGUCUAGUUAUUGGGUUUCUUAUCCUGGACUUGAAAUCACCAACUUGGCUGCCAAACAAGGAGCCUGGGUCUUUGAUAUUGAGCACAGAUUCUAUGGAGAGACUCACCCAACCAGCGACAUGUCCGUACCAAACCUGAAAUACUUGUCUUCUGCCCAAGCUAUUGAGGAUGCCGCCGCUUUCAUUAAGGCAAUGACCGCCAAGUUCCCACAAUUGGCCAAUGCCAAGUGGGUCACUUUCGGAGGAUCCUACUCUGGAGCUUUGGCCGCAUGGACUCGUGCAAAGCAUCCAGAAUUGGUGUAUGCUGCUGUUGGAUCCAGUGGUCCAGUUCAAGCCGAGGUUGACUUCAAAGAGUAUCUUGAGGUUGUACAAAACUCAAUUACCCGUAACUCAACUGAGUGUGCCGCCAGUGUGACCCAAGGAUUCAACUUGGUUGCUUCUCUUCUUCAAACUUCCGAUGGACGCAAACAAUUGAAAACUGCUUUCCAUCUCUGCCAAGACAUUCAAAUGGACGAUAAAUCACUCAAGUAUUUCUGGGAAACAGUAUAUUCUCCAUACAUGGAGGUUGUUCAAUAUUCUGGUGAUGCCGCUGGAUCGUUUGCCACUCAACUCACAAUUUCUCAUGCCAUUUGCCGUUAUCACAUUAACACUAAAUCAACACCACUUCAGAAAUUGAAACAAGUCAAUGACUAUUUUAACCAAGUCAGUGGAUAUUUCGGAUGCAAUGAUAUUGAUUACAAUGGUUUCAUUUCUUUCAUGAAAGAUGAAACAUUCGGAGAGGCUCAAUCUGACAGAGCAUGGGUUUGGCAGACUUGCACUGAGUUCGGAUAUUAUCAAUCAACUUCAUCAGCUACUGCUGGACCAUGGUUCGGAGGUGUAAGCAAUCUUCCAGCUCAAUAUUAUAUUGAUGAAUGUACUGCUAUCUAUGGAGCUGCAUACAAUAGUCAAGAAGUUCAGACAUCUGUAGAUUACACUAAUCAAUAUUAUGGAGGAAGAGAUAAUUUGAACACUGACAGAAUUCUUCUACCAAAUGGAGAUAUUGAUCCAUGGCAUGCACUUGGAAAAUUGACAAGCUCGAACAGCAAUAUUGUGCCAGUUGUGAUCAAUGGAACCGCCCAUUGUGCUGACAUGUACGGAGCAUCCAGCUUGGAUAGUAUGUACUUGACAAACGCCCGCCAAAGAAUCUCGGAUGUUCUUGAUGGAUGGCUUCAUGCUAAUUAAUUGUUAUGGAUUUUAUGUUAUAGAAAUGAAAAUUUGACUCUAAU